This is a messenger RNA of Sarcophilus harrisii (Tasmanian devil), 4033 nucleotides long. RefSeq names its product hypoxia inducible factor 3 subunit alpha (gene HIF3A). Gene Ontology annotation, molecular function: protein dimerization activity; DNA-binding transcription factor activity, RNA polymerase II-specific; RNA polymerase II transcription regulatory region sequence-specific DNA binding. Gene Ontology annotation, cellular component: transcription regulator complex; nucleus; cytoplasm. Gene Ontology annotation, biological process: cellular response to hypoxia; regulation of transcription by RNA polymerase II. The transcript has 15 exons. The record is from RefSeq and is a predicted model, not a curated record. Bases 3 to 2345 code for a protein of 780 amino acids. Lineage: Eukaryota; Metazoa; Chordata; Mammalia; Dasyuromorphia; Dasyuridae.
CCAUGUUCCAUUCCUCCUCCCCCGCACUCUUGAGUGACACUCCGCGUAUCCAAUCUCCGAGCUCUAGGGGGGCCGGGACCAGUGGGGCGACCAAUAGUUCGGCGGGGGGCGCAUUAGGGGCGGGACUGGGGAGGGGGCGCCUGGGACCGCAGGAGGGGAGGGGAGGGGAGGAGAGGGGGCGGGGCCCGGGCCGCAGCUUCUGCAGUGGCGGCGGCGGCAGCGGCGGCGGAGGCGGCGGAGGCGGUGUGGUGGUGGCGGCGGCGGCAGCCAUGGAUCGGGGGCUGCAGAGAUCCAGGUCCAACACAGAACUUCGGAAGGAGAAGUCUCGAGAUGCAGCCCGGAGCCGCCGGAGCCAGGAGACUGAGGUGCUCUACCAGCUGGCCCACACUCUGCCCUUUGCUCGGGGGGUCAGCGCCCAUCUGGACAAGGCUUCCAUCAUGCGCCUCACCAUCAGCUACCUUCGAAUGCACCGUCUGUGUGCAGCAGGGGACUGGAGUGAAGUUUCAGCAGCGGGUGCGGGGUCUGGGGAGCCACUGGAUGCGUGCUACCUGAAGGCCCUGGACGGCUUUGUCAUGGUGCUGACGGCCGAGGGGGACAUGGCCUAUCUGUCUGAGAAUGUCAGCAAGCACUUGGGGCUGAGCCAGCUGGAGCUUAUCGGACACAGCGUCUUCGAUUUUGUCCAUCCCUGUGACCAAGAGGAACUUCAAGAUGUCUUGACCCCCCGACAGGGCCUGUCCAAGAAAAAAAUGGAGGCUCCCACGGAGCGGAGCUUCUCCCUCCGCAUGAAGAGCACACUCACCAGCCGGGGGCGGACCCUCAACCUCAAAGCUGCUACCUGGAAGGUUCUGCACUGUACGGGGCACAUGCGUGCCUACUCCCCACCUUCGGAGUCCUCUGCGGGUGGGGCGCCCGGGCCCGAGCCACCCCUGCGCUGCCUGGUUCUGAUCUGCGAGGCCAUCCCCCACCCCAGCAGCCUGGAGCCACCCCUGGGCCGAGGGGCCUUCCUCAGCCGCCACACCCUGGACAUGAAGUUUACCUACUGUGAUGAGAGGAUCUCCGAGGUGGCCGGAUACUGCCCGGACGAUCUGAUUGGCUGCUCGGCCUACGAGUACAUCCAUGCCCUGGAUUCUGAUGCCGUCAGCAAGAGCAUCCACACCCUGCUCAGCAAGGGCCAGGCCGUGACCGGGCAGUACCGCUUCCUGGCCCGCAAUGGAGGCUACCUCUGGACCCAGACCCAGGCCACGGUGAUCUCAGGGGGCCGAGGGCCCCAGCCCGAGAGCGUCGUCUGUGUCCACUUCGUGCUGAGCCGGGUGGAGGAGACUGGGGUGGUUCUGUCCCUGGAGCAGACGGAGCAGCCCACGCGCCGGCCCCCUCGCCCCGCUGAACGGGGGCCCCCCUCGGAGAAGAGCCCCCAGGGCCCCGGAGACGGCUUUGAUACCCCAGGCCCCAGGAUCCUUGCCUUCCUGAAGCCCCCAGCUCUGAGCGAGGCUACUCUGGCUGCUGACCCUCGCCGCUUCUGCAGCCCAGACCUUCGCCGCCUCCUGGCCCCCAUCCUGGAUGGGGCCGCCCCCGCCCCUGCCGCCGCCGCCCCUGUCACUGCCGCCGCCGCCGUCCCCAGCGGACCCUCCGCCAAAGAGCGUCCUCGAAGCCCUCCGCCGGCCGAUCUCCCAAAUGACCUCCUUCUGGAAAUGGAGAACGUACACAAAAUGUUUGGAUUUGGGAAGACCCUGGAAGCGGUGGAAACUCUGGAUGUAGAGCAGGACAUCGAGGCACUGGAGUUAGAGAUGCUGGCCCCCUACAUCUCCAUGGAUGAUGACUUCCAGCUCAAUACCAGCGAUCAGCCCUCCAGGGCCUUUCGGCGGCGUCCAGGAGCCACCCCACGCCCUCGCGCCCGCAGUUUCCAUGGCCUGUCUCCCCGACCCCCGGAAACUCUUCCUUUGCUCCGGUGGGGCAGCGACCCCCGGCUGAGCCAGAGGACCUGCCCCACAGAAGGGGACUCCACAGACACAAGCUCCCAGGCGGGAGCUCGGAAGAGGGCCCUGCCCCAGAGCUUGGAGGAAGACAGCGGGACGGAGGCCCUGGGAGUGAAGCCCCCCAAGCGUUCCCCCAGCCCGACGACUGACCACUUCCUGCUGCCACCCCUCAGCCUGAGUUUUCUCCUAAGUGGUGAGAGCACCCCUGGGACCCAAUCGGAUCCUGAUACCAGGCUCCUGGACCUCGAAGAGCCCAUGGCCCUAGGCUCCUCCUCCCUGCUCUCUUUCUACGAGGAUGAAGAUACGGCUCAGCCCAGGGGUCACUUCCAGCUGGAGGAGACCUUGUCUCAGGAGCUCACCCCUGGCACCUGAGGCGUGCUCUCGUCUGUUCCCCCCUCCAUCCCCUCCCUCCCCAUUUCCCCCUUUCUCCCUCCCCUCACACCCAGGACCUCAGCCACACUCCAAGCCCGCAGCUUACGCACAGGAUAGAAGGGUCAGGGGCCGGGGAGAGGGAUGCGUACCCCUCCUUGCCCCCCCCUUCCCACACCGGGCCCUACCUCACUGUCCCCAAGCACCCUAGCCCUCUGCAACUCAGGGGAUAUGGGUGGCUCAGGGAGAGCCAACUAAACCUCAGCUGGGAAGGGGGGGAGUCCCAUUUCGUUCCCACUGGUCCCCAACCUUCUCCAAGGGGGCAGGGACCUCCCCUCUCCCCUCUUGCUCCCUUCUCAGGACCUCUUGGUGCUCAUUUAUUUACACAGUUACCUCACCCAUAUUUUUAGGGGUUUACUUUAUAAAUGGGGGUUUUCAGGGCGGGGGGUGGGGGAGGGCUAAGGACCUUUUCUACAGCAUGCUUUAUUUUUAACUCUGGGGUACACAUAACCACCUUAUUGAUGAGAAAAUCUUCCCUUUUUGUGAUAAAUGAUCUCUCUUUGAAAUUGUGAUAAUCUAAAGGUACGGGGAGGGGGUGGGGAAGAGCUGAACCCCCUACCCUCCGGUUUCAUUGGGGGCCCUUUUACCCAGACCUCCCCUCUCCCCCGUCCCUCGUGGUACACUUCAUCUCUUCAGAUCUCUACCUCCUCAGUGCCUCUCGUUCUGGACCCUACUCCAGACAACCAGGCACGUGGGUAAAUCCUGGGCCAGUCAUCAGCCAGCCUGGCCUCUGGCCCCAGCCCUGGCUCUUGUCUGACUUGAUCCGAUCUCCCUUGCCUUUUCUGUGCCUCAGUUUCCCCCAAUUGGGCUUAACAGUCAAUCGGGACCCUUCCAGCUCUGGCCCUUUGUGGGUCUGUGAGGAGACACCCCUCUGUCCUCACUCCACAUAAUCAGAAGAGGUCAGAGAUGGCAGGGUUGGGGAGAGACUUAGAAGUGAGAGAUGGGAUUUUGAGAGCAUCUCCUGCUCCCGUCCUCAUUUGCACGAGGGAUGGGAUGCCCGGAGAGGGGAGGGGAUUUGCCAUACAGCGAGUCACAGAAGCACAAAAAGAACUCUCAUUUAGGAUCAAUGGAAACAGGCCGGAGUGGGAGACAGACUUGCUCCCAAAGCCGGGACUUAAUGUUGGCUUUGCCCCCUCCUGGCUGCAGACUCCCCACCUCCGUCUCUCCCCACUUUUGUCUGCUGCCCCAGCCCCAGGAAAGGCGCGGACUUUGAGGCACUCCCCUGGGGCCAAGCCCCAAUUCCAGGCCGCCCAGUCACACGCACAUCUCCAGCUGCAGGUCUCCAGGCCGAGACAAGCUUGGGGAGUGGGGUCCAGGACACCCCUCCCUCUCUCCCGCCUCCCGGAGACCCGCCUCUCAUCCCUGUCCCCUCUCCCCUCUUUGCACGAUGGUGCUGCCCUUCAGGUCUUCUCCCCAACAUGCACACACCAGACCUUCCCACCCUCCUCUUCCUGGGAGCUCCCUCCCCCCAAGCUGGGGGGUCGGGGAGUCUGACCAGAUGGUGCUAGGGGGGUGUGGGCUAAGGACUGGGGCUUUCUCCCAGCUCUCCUCAGGAGCUCAAUGGAGGGGACUGGGGAGGGGGAAGGGGAAUUGGGGGGGUCAUCUCUGUAACUACCACCCCCACCCCCAAU